AUGGAGAAGCGGUACACCCACAUGACUUUCUUCUGGGGAACGAACUCCGAGAUCCUCUUCACGAUGUGGCCAGGCACGAGGCGCGGCAUGUACGGGCUCGCGCUGAUCGUGGUCUUCCUCAUGGCGUUCUUCGUGGAGCUGCUCUCGUGCCGCCGCAUCGCUCGUCUCGGGCGGCAGCGGCCCCGCCUGCUGGCCGCCCUCUUCCAGACGGCCGUCCACGCCCUCCGCGUCGGGCUGGCCUACCUCCUCAUGCUGGCGCUCAUGUCCUUCAACGUCGGCGUCCUGAUCGUGGCAAUCGCGGGGAGCACCGCCGGUUUCUUGCUGUUCCACAGCUCGGUGUUCCACGGGGUGGAGCCCUGCGCCGAGGCCAUUCCCGUCAAGCAAUAA
Spirodela intermedia is the source of this 387-nucleotide messenger RNA. The record is from the annotation of a GenBank genome assembly. Lineage: Eukaryota; Viridiplantae; Streptophyta; Magnoliopsida; Alismatales; Araceae.